Molecule: messenger RNA, 7433 nt
Organism: Linepithema humile (Argentine ant)
Lineage: Eukaryota; Metazoa; Arthropoda; Insecta; Hymenoptera; Formicidae
Source: RefSeq, a predicted model, not a curated record
CUAUGCGCGUUGCGGCGAGGAGCUGCAGGGAUGUGGCUAGAAUCUUGGAGAGAGAGAGAGCGAGUGAAAACAAAUUAACAGUAAGAAUAUUGUAAUAUGCACAUGAAAACUGCGACGAGGCCUCUUCAUUAAGCAUGUCCAGAAGCACCGCUAUCUUUUAUGCUUCUUCCUAUCGUUACGUCCGAGUAUCGGGCCGAGUGGAAGCCGGAGAGAAAAGUUCGCAAGCAGAACUGUGCCGAGGCACUCCGAACGGGCCCCUUUCUCUUGUAUAAAUAUCAAAUCCGUGUACUAUAAUCUGUAUACAACAUUGUGCAGUUGUAAGGACGAAAAAGCAUUGUAUGGGGAAAGAGAUUAGAGUAAGAUAACAGGAUGCGAGUCCCGGAAUUUACGAUAAGAUAAAUAUAUGAGUGGAUUUGUUUGGAUUCCAUAGGCAUUUAGUAAUGACAGUCCUCUUUCAGUCGUCUCUUAAUCCGGCACUGUUCGCGACAGAGGCGCGGCGGUGCGCAGUAGGUGGCCGGUUGUCGCCCGAGCGAGGAGAAAGGGAGGAACGGUCGCCGUCGCCGUCGCGGCCGCGAUGCUCGUAGAGGGGAACGAGACAGGCAUGCAGAGUUUACGGUGAUUCUUUACCACCGAGCGGACAUGAGCGCGUAUGUGCCAGCACGCACACCGAGAGGAGAUGAGCGUGCAGAACGCUCGCGCGCGCAAGCAUGCAUGCACGGAGUACGGAAAGAUUAAGCGUAUGAUUUUCGAGAUCGAAUCGAGAAUUCGAGUUAAAAACAGCGUCAGGAAAGAUAUUUACGUUAUGGAUGAUUAAUGAUUAAUCUAAUCUAGUUGCUCGAGAUACUUGGAUUCGAAAAUUAAAGGAGAAAGAAAUGUCGGUAGAUUAAGCUUCGGUUGAGGAAAAAAAUCGCCAUUCGAGCAGAAAUAUUAAUAGGUAAGGUUUGCAGUUUCUUGACACCUGGUAUAUACAGAGCCGGCUGAGACUCACAUAAUCGCGCGGAAAGCGUGCGCUAGCAGCACGCGCGAGCACCGUGCGUUAGCAUAUAUAUGUGCAGCAUACAUAUAUGCAUAGCGAACUAGCAAAAUAUACACAAGCGCUCGAGCACGUUCGCUACACACAUAUACAAACGAGAGAAAGAGAGAGAGAGAGAGAGAGAGAGAAUGAGAGUUCUGCACGAGCGGAGCCAGUCUCGUUCUCUCAAGGGCUCCGCCGUUCCGACUCUCGUCCGAUGUUUACGCGACCGUUCGCACUCGUGUGUGUACGUGUGCGCGGACACGAGAUAGAGAGGAAGAGGGAGAGAAAUAAAAAGAGCAAAAGUGCGAGAAGGAGGAGGACCCCUCUGUUCGCGCGUGAGAGCAAAAAGACUCGGCGGAGCGGGAACGCGCGAGAGAAAGAGACUGAGAGGAGGACAGAAACGAGUAGAGCGAGAAACAGAACAAACAUCCACACAGUCAUCAUCCACGAAAGCGCGGCGGGCGAGGAGAAGCGUGCGUGAAAAACGUAUACAUAUAUAUCGCGGAGGCUCUGCCGUUGUCUCGUUAGCGUCUGUGCAUAGAGAGAAAGAGGGGGAGAAAGAGAAUAGGCGGGAAAGAAAGACAGAGACGGAUAGAAAAAUAUUCGCAUCGCAGAUCGCGCGUGUAUUCGCAUCGUCGAAUGGUCCAUUCGCUCGCACGUCAUCCGGAAUCGAGAUCGUCAUCGAUUGCUUCCGCGACGCUGUAAGAAAUAUGCGUGUUCCCGCGAGUGUCUGCUACUCAUCGUCGUCUUCUCGCCUACUCGAUUGCACCGCUGUCGCCGUCGCCACCGCCGGCGCCGCCGCCGCCGCCGCCGCCGUCGCCGCCGCCACCGCCGCCGCCGCCGCCACCACUGCGAUCGAUACGCCAUUGCGUCGCGACGUGCCGACGAGUAAAUCGUUCGUUUGACGAUGCCAACCGUGCUGGUGGUCGUGCUCCAGUGACGCGAUAAUAUUCGCCGGACGUCGGACGUAUCAUCGCCGACAUUCUCGUUGGUAUUUGGCGCGCGCGGUGCGGAGCGGUGGUGCCGCGGCGGCGCGGCGUCCCGAUAGCGAUCAUCGCAGACGCCAGUAGCGACAACGACAACGUACGUGGUGCGCGCGAUAGAGUUCACACGACGACGACGACGUUGUCAACGAGUGCGGGAUAGCAUGUAUCGUACGCGCGACAACAGUGCGUCGUGGUGAAGUGACGGAUAAAGAGAUGAUAAAUAGAAACGUGGGCGCGCGCGCGCGCGCGUGCCUUUCUGUGUGCGUGUGUGUAUGUGUGUAACGAUGAAUAACGUGCAAUGAGUGCGAAAGAUAAAUAGACGGACACAUGUGUCAUUUGGUCGGUUGUGGAUUGCGUUCGAUAAGGCAGGGAGACUUGAGCCCGCUAUGGAUCGUCGGGCCGUCGUAUCCGUGACCGUGCGACUCGAAUCCGUGCUGCUUUCGACGCGCAUCGAAUUCGCGGCUACGAGAACGUCGCGUUGAAACCGCCGUCGUAAGAAGAAGGAGGAGGUGGUGGAGGAGGAGGAGGAGGAGGAGAAGGUGGUGAAGGAGGAGUAGGAGGAAGGUAGUGGCAGGGAGCAAGGAGGGAGUUCGCGACGGAAUCGGAGGGAACUCGUGAGGAGGAGGCUCUCUCUCGUUUCGAGGAGGCUCGACGGAGGACUUGCUGCGUGCGAUCUCCGCGUAACGCGCUUUUCUGCCCCGCGAAAGUGCGAGAGAGGGAGAGCGAGGAGACACGGACAAAGGAGCGAGAGGCGCGGGAGAGACGGACGGAGAGCGGCUUUAUCAUGUGUGUGGAAGUGGUGGCGUCGCGACGGAUCGCGGGUCGCGGCGGUAGCAGCAGUCGCAUCGUUGUCUUCGUCGGCGGUGUAAUGCAACGGCGGGAGGGGCAAACGUAGGGAGGAAGGAAGGACGGACGGACGGACGCGCGCGGACGGGUUAUACGCGUGUAACUCGGUCUCUCGCGCCGGACGGAGAUCGGAGUGAGAGAGAGAACGAGUGAGAAAGUGCGAAAGAGAAAGAGAGAGUGAGUGAGAAAGAGAAGUGCGGAGCAGCAGCGCGCGGAUUAGGAAGAAGCUCGCGCGGUGAGAUGGACCCGGGUCUGUCUCGCGAUUCGGAACGUCGAUCCGCGAGCAAACGCGGAGAAUGUGGUGCGACGACGAGAAUCAUCGCGACGGCGACGACAACGACGACACACUGGGCUCGAGUGACAUGGAAGUGGGAUCGCGAGGCAGUCGAGUCGCUGUGCCAGUUGUUCUAGUGCUCGAUUCCCGCUGCCACGGCGUGUUCCGCGACGUGAAAUAGAGAAACGCUCGUUGCAGACAGUUGUGGGAUACAAUACGGAGUAUCGUAUCGUAUAAUAACGCGAUAUAUCGAUAUACGAAUGUGACAAACUCGUCGAUUUUUUUUUGUUUUUCGUGUGUGUGAGCGCAGCGACGAGAGCCGUACACGUUUAAGAGCACGACCGGCGGCGAGCGUCUUCGCGUUCGCUUCUCUUCGCUUCUCUUCUCUUCGCUUCUCUUCGCCGCGUUAUCCUCUUCCACGCGGAGGAAAGGCACACACUUCUCUCGGAAACCGAGAAAGAACGCUCACAACACGCGGCGCAGCAAUAAUGGAGACACUACUGCCGGGCAACACCACCGCCAGUCAGUCGUACAGUCCGCAGUUGAAAACCGUGCUCAAGACCUAUCAGCUGUCAGCCGUGAAGAGUCUGCAGGGUCCUAGCUCGGCCCUGCUGGGCAUGGACUGUAAAGCGCUGCUGCGCGAACAAUCGGCGAUCUCGUGCUUCUCGCCACCCGCCAGUCGUCCGGCGGCCAAUUGCGGCCUGGAAUCGCCUGGGGAGCAGGCGCCGAAGGACAUCGUCGAGAAGGAGGGUCGCGAGACGCGCCCGGUGACGCCCGUGAUCAAGGCGCCGCGAUCGUUGGAGGAUUCGGACGAGGAUCAUCCCUCGGCGGUGGAUCGUCUGAAGAGCGUCGAGAAGCGCGAGCUCGAGUUCCAGAUACCGAUAUUAACGGCGCCCGAUCAAAACUGCUCCGAGCGAUGCGAGACGAUCCUCGAAGGCGAGAGGAUAUCGUGCUUCGUGGUGGGCGGUGAGAGGAGGUUAUGUUUACCGCAGAUAUUGAACACGGUGCUGCAGGACUUUUCUCUGCAACAAAUCAACCAGGUGUGCGACGAGCUGCAGAUCUACUGCUCGCGCUGCACCGGUGAUCAGCUCGAAGGACUCAAGCAGUCCGGAAUCCUGCCGCACAAUGCGCCAUCCUGUGGUCUUAUCACCCAAACCGACGCCGAGAGGCUCGUUAGUGCUUUGCUAUUACGGACAGAAUCCUGCGAUCCUUCUCAAAUCGGCCAGACGCAAGAUUGUCUCGAAAAGAAAGUGUGUGGCAAGAACGACGACGAGGAGGAAACGAUCGCCAAGUUCAAAGUGUAUCACGAGUGCUUCGGUAAGUGUAAAGGCGUUUUCGACGCGGAUCUGUUCGAAACGGACGAUUCGGUAUGCAUCGAGUGCCAGGAGUGCAACUAUCAGUUCUCUCCCCAACGUUUUGUGAGACACGCUCACAGAUCUCUGGAAAAUCGUACCUGUCACUGGGGUUUCGACUCGGCAAACUGGCGGUCGUAUCUGCUGCUCUGCCGUGAUCAACCGCACUACAACAAAGCGCUCAUCCUUUUCCGAGAGCUGAAGGACAGGCAUUUUGUGCUAAACUCCAAGCGAAAGCUGGAGCUACGACAUGAAUACGAAAGGUUAACCAAACGCACAAAGAAGGACGUAGGGAAGAACGAUUGCGCUGGAAUCUACAAUGGCAACGGACUAGGCAUAUAUCAUCCUGUGUCCCAAAUGCAAGCAGCUGAUCCUUACUUCCAGAUGCAGUGGACAUUAUUCGAGCUCGCUGCCAGAGGCGCAUCCGCAUUUCGGCCUUGGAACUCGACGAGCAAUUGCAAGCACAGGGACAAUUCAACAUUGGUGCCUGCGUUUCUUAGUCGAGGUCCGCCUGUACUGCAACAUCCUGAACGUGUUAUCCCGCUUUCGGAGUGCGAGCGUUUCGAGCCGCAUUUCCAACCCAACGUGGCACUGGCGCCUAUACCGACGCCCACUCAGAUAGCUCAGAUACCGCCGCCUUCUUCCGUUCAUCAGCAACGACGGCAUCAUCACGAGCAUCGCCGUCACAAUCAUCGCUCGUCGAGUCCUACGAGCGAGAAGCAAGAGUUGCUGUCGCCAGUCAGUAUCAAACUCGAAAAAACAUCGCCGACUCAAGCGGCCACUGCAGCUUCUUAUCCUCUAUAUUACGUGUCUGAUGAAAAUCAGAAGGAAUCGACGCCACCGAAGGAUAGGAAGGAGAAGGACGGUGAGGAGGAAGAGAGCAGCACGGCUGUGACAUCGUCCACGGUGAGCGUGGAACCUCCACUGCUGGCGGCUUCCUCCGAGGUCGGCACUUCCUCGCCAUCGGAAAGCGACUCUGACACGGACGGUAGUGCGGCGGCGGAUCUGGAAGAGCGACUGAGAGCGUUGGACGUGCCGCAGGACGUGAUAGAGCUAGCGCGUCGCGUGGCGUCGGAGAAUGCGCAACUACGGCGUCAUCGGCGGUCGGACGCGCGCGAAAUUUCGAAGCUGCGCAGUCAGCUGCACAUGCAGAAGUUACAACAGGAACAAUCCAUCGGUGUCGACGUCGCCAAUGAGGAUGAACAAGAUAAAAAAGAGGACGUGGCAUUGACGGCGGCGACAGCGCCGCGUGCCAGUGCAGCCGAUAGCACCGAGGGCGACAACGAGGAGACCGACGCCGCGAGUCUACCAUCGAACAAUAAAGAGUCUGAGCCCGCCAACGUGCUAACGACUAAUAACGAGUCGGAUCAGUGACUAGGAUAACACGGAAGUUAAUUUAACACACAUACACACAACUGCUCAGCGAUUACCGCGACGACGCUCAUCCGUUGGCCGAAUAAGCGUGCACUGAAAUUAGUACAUUAGGUUUAUGUGAUACGCGACGAGCCUUUAAAUAUUAUCGCAGUUAAUUCGAAGUUUUUAACUAAGUAAGUAAGCCACGUGCUAUCCAACUCAAAACAUCGGACUGGAGGAGGAGUCAUCGCGGAAAGAAGCGCUUCGCGAAAUUCACACUGACCAAUCGAUCACUGUCAGCGAACAUACUUUGCCUUCCAUGUUUGUCGAUAAUCACGCGUGAUACAUCCACUUCCUGUUUGCAGUCUAGCGUUUCGUGGAUAACGAAGAUAGGCGUUUUUUUCCGAAUGAAUUUUGAGUUGUCGAGUUCUACAGUCUCGCGAAGAAAGACGUGUCGUUUCGUUAACAUUUCGUCUCGCGAUCGCGUGGAUAAUGUUAGCGGAUUUGAUAGGGUGAUACUCCCGUUGGGAGAUGUGGCAAACCGAUGCCACGAGUUGGACAGCCACGUCAAGUAUACUUGUAUCGGUCGAUUUUUUAAUGAAAAUCGAAUGUAGAUAUUGUAUUAUAUAUGAAACGGGGGAGUAUAGAAUUUAAGAGAUUAUACCGCGCCAAUAAAACGAUUACAUUUAGUGCGAUAUUGCGAUAAGACGUUUCGCGUAUAUUAAAUAUAUGCGAAGUGUAAAGAUUUUUACGGUCAUUAUUUUGAUCCCUGAAUAUGAACGAUGAGAAAAUAAAGAGAGAGAAGAAAAGAAUGAGUGAAUGAAUGAAAGAAAGAAAGUUUAUAGUGAGAAUGAAUUGAAAUUGCUUUCCAUUCACAUCUUGGUAGUCAUGAUCGCAUGAUGUAAAUAUAUUGUGGCAUCAUAAAUGUAUGUUUAUAAUUAAUUACACUAUCAUGACGAAAUAAUACUAAAGUACAAAAAAACCUAGGUGCUAUAUUGUUAUUCUAGGUAUGCUGUAAGCAUAAACCUAGGUGUGUUCCAGCAGCUCGUACUACAUUGUAAUACCCAGGACGUUAUAUACACGUUCCGAACCGAAUCGCCACGGUUACAAUCUUGUGAUUAAUGCGUAUGAGUGGGAUCUGCUUUUUUAUUUUAUGAAAAAGCUCGGUCCAUGCCUAAUGAGAAGGAAACAAAUUCGCGUAUCUAAAAGUUAUUUAUUUGAUUCAUACAGUAGGACCAUAAUUCGAAUCAUUGUUGAUAAUAACAUAUUCGAUCGUUCUUACAUUUCCAAUCAUUUUAUGUGAUUAUCAAGUUUGUUUAAUUUAUUAAUGAUGAAUUUUGUGAUUUUCAUAAUAGGUCACUUAUAAAAUGGAUCGUCGACGAUCUGGUUGUUUCUCUUUUCCGCCCCAAAAAACGCUCUACAUUUUUUUUUUUUCUUUCUAUUUUUCCUUUUAAUUUGUGUGCUUUUUGAAAAUCGCGAUUGAAAGCGCAAUGGAAAGUUUAUUGUAUGUGUGGACACGUACUGUAUAUAAUUUCUGUUGAUUACAAUAUAUAUUUUGUUAUUAAUAUAUAAUAUUUUUACUAAGAUCCGCAGCUGAGGAACUUAUA